CGUACCUUGCACGUCUUCUCGGUAAACGUUGCGCGGUGCAAGCUAGUUAUAGAGAUAAGAUGGCGCCCAACCUAGCACUCACAUCCUGCGAUUGCAAGCCCCUUCGAACCUGAGCUCAGAUCAACGGCCACCAUGAAAAGUACUUCGUUCCGAUAUGUCGAUUCCGUUCUUCAACUCCUCAUUUACACAACAGUCGUCGUUGCUUCGCCUAAUCCCUGGAACUCUUACAUACACAGCCCAGCAUCUCGAUAUGUCAAGCCCGCCUCUGUCCAUUCUCACUCCGGUUCACCUAGUGUGAUAUCAGACGAUGCUAGGCCACGGCACAUCUCACUUGGCGCCGGUGACCAGAUCAGUCUGGAUUUCGGUAUUGAAGUCGGCGGCUGGAUCAGUCUCAACGCCAACAUCAAUAAUAGUACCAAUGCUAGCGCUCCCCAGUUCUCUCUCGCCUUCGCCGAGUCUCCUGCAUUUGCAAAUCGAUCCAUCUCAGACGACACUGGCUCAACGCCCGCACAAAACUGGGACCAGGCAUUGAAUGUCACUCUUUCUCCAGGCUCUGACUUCUACAGGAUCCCGGAGGAGAGGUUCCGUGGAGGGUUUCGGUUCUUGAUGAUUCAUGCAUUCGAAAAAGUGGAAAUAUCGAAUGUGACUUGUGAAAUUGGGUUUGCCCCUCAGACGAAGGACCUACGAAACUACGGCGGACACUUCUACACGCCUGAUGAUGAUAUGCUAGUAAGAGCUUGGUACGCUGGGGCCUACACCGUCCAAACCAACAUCGCCCCACGGAAGACUGGACGUUGGUUGCCACAGGUCCGGCCGGGCUGGGCGUACAACAACUCCAUCGGCGUUGGAGAGUCAAUCCUCGUUGAUGGCGCAAAGAGAGAUAGGGCAGUCUGGCCCGGCGACCUAGGAAUCCAAGGUGUGACGGCUGCUCUUGCCCUUGGCGCCGACGGUCUCACAUCUGUGAAGAACGCGUUGGAAACCCUAUUCUACUACCAAAAUUCCACCACUGGUCGAUUUCCUUUCGCGGGUCCUGCGACUGGCUCGUUUCGCAGCGGGGCGCAGAGUGAUACGUAUCAUGCUUGGAGCUUGAUCGCCAUAUUCAACUACGCUAUUUUCGUUAGCGACGAGGCAUGGCUUAUGCAUCACUGGACAAACAUAACGCGAGGCAUCGACUUCAUUACAGCAGCCCUCGACGACAACGAGUACGGCCUGCACAACCAAACACAACCAAACGAUUGGGCUCGCCAGGGUGGAGGGGGCUACAAUAGCGCCCUCAAUGCUCUCGACUACCACGCUCUGACUUCGUUCGCCAACCUGGCAUCCGCAUUGUCAAAGAACACCAUUAUCCUGUGCCAGGCUACACAAUGGGCCACCGCCUCGAAACGCCUGAAGAAGUCGUACAAUGCCCUUCUCUGGUCUGACGAGCUAUCACUCUACCACGACAAUCAAACAACCACCCUAACCCCACAAGACGGCAACGCCCUCGCUCUCCUCUAUAACCUCACCACCUCAUCUGCCCAAGCCUCCCGUCUCAGCGCCAGUCUCACCAAAUUCUGGACACCCCUCGGCCCCGUAACGCCCGAACUGCCCGACACCAUCUCCCCCCUCAUCUCCUCCGUCGAGGUCCUCGCCCACUUCGCUGCCAAUGAACCCUUGCGCGCGCUCAACCUCACGCGUACAUUAUGGACCUAUCUGCUCGACUCCCCCCUCAUGACGGGCAGCACGUUAGCUGAAGGCAUUUCCGCGAACGGAAGCUUAUACUAUCGCGGCAACGCGGGAUAUAAAAACGACGCCUCCUACACCAGCUUAUCCCACGGCUGGAGUUCCGGGCCAAGCAUCGCGUUGAGUCAACACGUUGCGGGCUUGGAGAUUGUAGCGUGGAGAAGAUGGAGGUUCAGGCCUGCUCCGGCGGGUCUGAAGAGUGUCAAUGCAGGGUUUGAUAGCCCCUUGGGUAGGUUUGCUGUUGCUUGGGAAGUACUUGGAGCUGAGACAGGGUGUUUCGAUUUCGUGGCAAAUGUUACAACGGCGACUGGGACGGAAGGAUCGUUGGAGUUGCCGUGGGUUUGUCGCAGUGUUGUGCUGGACGGACAGCCGCUGGCUGAUACGCAUGUGUAUGGUGGAGGCACGAAGAAAUUGGAGGCAAAAUCAUGUCUGUAG
Cucurbitaria berberidis CBS 394.84 is the source of this 2157-nucleotide messenger RNA. RefSeq names its product glycoside hydrolase family 78 protein. The record is from RefSeq and is a predicted model, not a curated record. NCBI's taxonomy places the organism in Eukaryota, Fungi, Ascomycota, Dothideomycetes, Pleosporales, Cucurbitariaceae. Gene Ontology annotation, biological process: carbohydrate metabolic process. The transcript has a single exon. The coding region runs from base 133 to 2157 and encodes 674 amino acids.